Molecule: messenger RNA, 444 nt
Organism: Lichtheimia ornata
Lineage: Eukaryota; Fungi; Mucoromycota; Mucoromycetes; Mucorales; Lichtheimiaceae
Product: ribosomal protein L11
Exons: 1
Coding region: 1-444 (147 amino acids)
Biological process (GO): translation
Cellular component (GO): ribosome; mitochondrial large ribosomal subunit
Molecular function (GO): large ribosomal subunit rRNA binding; structural constituent of ribosome
Source: RefSeq, a predicted model, not a curated record
AUGUCAAAAAAGCAACAAGCGGCCGAAGCGAUCGUGCGUAUUCUCGUUGCCGCCGGCAAAGCCUCUCCUUCACCACCCGUCGGUCCAGCACUUGGUGCACGUGGUGUCAAAUCGAUGGACUUUUGCAAGCAAUUCAACGACAAAACGAAACACAUUGCGGUUGAGACACCCAUUCCCACUGUCAUUACUAUCAAACCCGAUCGUACCUUUACCUUUAUCACCAAGACACCACCUACCACCUUUCUCUUGAAGCGUGCUGCAGGCAUCAGCAAAGGUGCUUCCAAGCCUGGAACGGAAAUUGUUGGCAAAGUCAGUCUGAAGCAUGUUUAUGAGAUCGCCAAAAUCAAGCAAACCGAUGCCAGUCUCCAGCAUUUGUCUCUCGAAAGUAUCUGUGGAAGCAUCAUUGGUGUGGCAAGAAGUGUGGGAAUACAAGUGGUUGCGUAG